Messenger RNA from Xiphias gladius (swordfish), 6673 nucleotides. It is a transcript of the gene insrb, whose product is annotated as insulin receptor b. The transcript is spliced from 23 exons. The record is from RefSeq and is a predicted model, not a curated record. NCBI's taxonomy places the organism in Eukaryota, Metazoa, Chordata, Actinopteri, Istiophoriformes, Xiphiidae. Gene Ontology annotation, molecular function: insulin receptor activity; insulin receptor substrate binding; ATP binding. Gene Ontology annotation, cellular component: membrane; insulin receptor complex; axon. Gene Ontology annotation, biological process: positive regulation of phosphatidylinositol 3-kinase/protein kinase B signal transduction; multicellular organism development; positive regulation of kinase activity. Bases 1312 to 5430 code for a protein of 1372 amino acids.
GAGAGGGAACCUGAGGGAGAGCAUUCGCUAAACGGAACGGGAAUCCAAGUUUUUACACUUGACCCGUCUUUUUAUUUUUAAGUCUUUUUAUGCUCGUUUACCUCAUCCCUUACUGACUAUCGGAGACGGGAUACUCACUUUGUGUGUGCGUGUGUGUUUUUUGUUUAUUUUUUAACUCUAUCGCCGACACUGAAACCUCGUUUGUUUUGGAUUAGCUAGCUAACGUUAGCUGUUUUUCCCCAUCAGCUAACGUUAAUCUGAGAAAAAGAAACGGGCGGCGUGGUGGAGAGUUUUCCUCACUCCACAGCAGCGUGCAGGUUAAACGGAGCCGUUGUUUUUGCCCCCUCCCCACCCCCCCAACACCCCUCCCCACAGUGGAUGGAGAAAGAAGUAACGUUUGCCUCCCAAGUUUUCCCUCUUUGUUUUCUUUCCCCUGUUUUGCCGUUUUAUGGGUGUUCAUUCGUUCGCGGCGUGGUGGUGGUCGGCGAGGGUGAAGGAGUUCAGAGGAGGGUCGUAGCAGGGAAAGCUGAAUCGCUGCACGUUUUUCCUGCACGUAGCUGCUCGGAGGAGUUUCCUGGGAUGUACUCCCAACUGUCUUAAAAAGGGGUGAGCUACUGAGAAGAUACUUGCAAGCAGGAGUAAUAUAAAGACCCGUGGACUUCAAAAGAGAGGGCGCAAACCCUGUCACCUCCCGUUCUCGGCUCUGAAUUUGGCGAUAUCCACAACUUUCAGCCCAUGUCUGCUGGAGGAACAGAAACGAGACAGUUUUUUUUAACGCUGUGCAUAAGAAAAAUACUUCUUGCAAAUUCUUUUUGAAGUGGCUCUUCUCUCACCGGAGCAGUGCAUUACAGAGAAAUGAGUCCGGGGCCACUGGACCUCCAUCGGGGACCUUCAAACUAGCCCCUCUGCGUGUGGGAUAUUAAUAACACUACUAUUAUUUCUCUCUUGAUUCGCAGCAAAAUUGAACAGAUGAACGUGGACCGGCGCCUUCACUUAUGGAAAAUGAAGAUUUUUACUCGCACAUGUGUUACCAGAACCCAAGAUCACGUUAUUUAGUGGUCCACAUUUUUUCCAGGGCUCACAUACAUCACAGACUGGGCUGGGAAGAUACUCAUAAAUUUAUUACCACCCCCCCCGGCUUGCGGGGGGCAACCUUGACUCAGUUCCCUUUAUUGGACCUUCAGUUAUAAGACUUUUUUUUUUCAUUUUAUCUUUCGAUAUUCCAGCGCCUUUUGAAAUAACACCUCUCCCUCAAGAUUGGAGUUUUUUGAUAAGCUUCAAGAGGAGAGCACAACUUAUCCUCAAGUCAAAAUGAGGCGGUGGACGCUAAAGCUGCGAGCACAAAUUGUGUUUUUUAUCAUCUGCACCUGCAUUAUAUGCCAGUGUGGACUAAUAAACGGAGAAAUCUGCCCAAGCAAGGACAUCCGGAACAAUGUGACCAACCUCCAGUCUUUGGAGAACUGCACCAUCAUCGAGGGCCACCUGAAGAUUCUGCUCAUGUUUAAGACCAAGACCGAGGACUUCCGGGGCCUCAGCUACCCGAAGCUGCGAGUUGUGACCGACUAUGUGCUGCUGUUCAGAGUCUAUGGCCUCGAGACCCUCAGUGAUCUCUUCCCCAACCUGACAGUGGUCCGCGGCAACAACCUCUUCUUCAACUAUGCUCUUGUGAUUUAUGAGAUGCUGCAGCUGAAGGAGGUGGGCCUUCACAGUUUGAUGAAUAUCACCCGGGGCGCCGUGAGGAUUGAGAAGAAUCCAGACCUUUGCUACCUGGCCACCCUCGACUGGUCCAAGAUCCUGGACUCGGUGGAGGACAACUUCAUUGUGGCCAAUAAGAAUGACAGGGAGUGUGGAGAUGUGUGUCCUGGCACGGCCCAAGGUCAGACCAUCUGCCCACAAAACACCAUCAACGGACACUUCAGGGGACGGUGCUGGUCGCAGAACCACUGUCAGAGAAUUUGCUUGGACAGCUGUAAGCAUGGUGGGUGUAGCCUCCAGGGCCAGUGCUGCCAUGACCAGUGCCUGGGCGGCUGUUCUGAGCCGGGUAAUGCAAGUAGCUGUGUGGCCUGCAGGAACCUCCAGCAUGGGAACGCCUGUGUAGAGAAAUGUCCUCCUGGGUACUAUGUCUUCAGGGGCUGGCGCUGCGUCAGCUUCUCCUUCUGCCAGGAACUCCACAACCAGUGUAAGCAGACAAGGAAGUUGAACCAGGAUCGGGAGUUGGGCUGCAAUGAAUAUGUCAUCCAUAACGGGGCCUGUAUUCCUGAGUGUCCUUCUGGAUACACCACUAUAAACUCCACUACGUUGACGUGUUUGCCAUGUGCAGGCCUGUGUCCUAAACUGUGUGUGGGAAAUAAGACAAUUGACUCUGUAACUUCAGCCCAGGCAUUGAGAGGCUGCACUGUUCUCCACGGCAACAUGAUCAUCAAGAUUCGAGGAGGGAAUAACAUAGCUGCUGAGUUGGAGGCUAGUUUAGGCCAGAUUGAGGAGAUCACAGGUUACCUGACUGUUCGCAGAGCGUACGCCCUGGUCUCCCUCUCCUUCCUCCGUAAACUACGCAUCAUCAGGGGGGAGCAUCUUGAGACAGAUAUUUAUGCCUUCUAUGCGCUGGAUAACCAGAACCUGCGAGAACUGUGGGAUUGGUCCAAGCACAACCUGACCAUCCAGCGUGGUCGUAUGUUCUUCCACUACAACUCCAAACUUUGCAUGUCUGAAAUCAGAAAGAUGGAGGAGGUAACAGGAACCAAGGAGCGCAACCAAAAGAAUGACAUCGCUGUACGCAACAACGGGGACCAAGCCUCAUGUGAGACCAAGCUGCUGAAAUUCACCGUGAUCAAGACCACAUCGAAUAUGAUUAUGUUGAAGUGGGAGCCGUUUUGGCCCUUAGACUUUAGAGACCUGUUGGGAUUUAUGGUUCUCUACAAAGAGGCGCCAUAUAAGAAUGUGACGGAGUUUGAUGGCCAGGACGCUUGUGGCUCUAACAGCUGGGCAAUUGCUGAUGUUGAUCCUCCAUCCCGUUCCACGGACAGCAAGAAAGCAGAGGAUCCGGGGUACCUAAUCCGACCAUUGAAACCCUGGACCCAGUAUGCCAUCAUGGUUAAAACCCAAUUGUCUGCAUCUGAUGAGAACCAGGUUCAUGGAGCCAAGAGCGAGAUCAUCUACGUCCGCACCAAUGCCUCCAAGCCCUCAGUGCCUCUAGACCCCAUCUCCUCCUCCAACUCAUCCUCCCAGAUCAUCCUGAAGUGGAAGCCACCAACCAGUCCCAAUGGCAACAUCACCCACUACCGGGUCAUAUGUCGCAAGCAGCCUGAGGACAGUGACCUCUACAAGUUCGACUACUGCCUACAAGGAAUGAAGCUGCCAUCUCGUACCCCAACCCAUCUGGACAGUGAGGAUGAGCAGAAGUGGAACCACACAGAUGAACCCACAUCAGGGGGCAGGUGCUGCGCCUGCCCCAAGACAGACAGCCAGCUAAAAAAGGAGCAGGAGGAGAUAGAGUACCGAAAGACCUUCGAGAACUACCUCCACAAUGAAGUCUUCGAGAGCAGACCGUCUCGUCGACGACGCUCAGUGGGAGUUGCCAACGCCACCCAAACCCCUCACUUCCUUACCACAGCCCCCAGUCUGCCAUUUGGCUCCAGCACCGCCACCCCUGAAGACGAUGACGAGGAUGAAGAGGGAUCCAAGGUGGAGCUAAAGGUGCUCUCAAAGGAGUCAACAGUUAUCUCCAACCUGCACCACUUUACCAGUUAUAAGAUAGAAAUCAUGGCCUGCAACCAUCCGACAGACAUCAAACGCUGCAGCAUGGCCACCUAUGUCAGUGCCCGAACCAUGCCUGAGGAAAAAGCAGACGACAUCCCAGGCCUUGUGACCCAUGAAAUAGUGACAGCCGAACCUCCCUAUGUGCUUAUCAAAUGGAAUGCACCGCGCUCCCCUAACGGCCUCAUCAUCCUGUAUGAGGUAUUCUACAGGAAGGUUGGGGACACAGAGGUUCACACAACUUGUGUGUCACGGCCGGCCUACCUCAAAUCAGGUGGCACGAAGCUUUCGCUUGUGCAGCCUGGAAACUACAGCGUGAGGGUCCGCGCCACCUCCUUGGCAGGAAAUGGCUCUUUUACAGAAACCACUUACUUCUUCAUGCCCAAUCCGGAUCCAGGUUUAAUUUGGAUUGUUAUUGGUCCGGUCGUCUGCUUCAUCCUGUUGCUUUUUGCAGGAGGUGGAGUCUUUUGGAUCUUCAAGAAAAGGCAAACAGAAGGCCCGACAGGACCUCUAAUUGCCUCCUCAAACCCUGAGUACAUCAGUGCUAACGAUGUCUAUGUUCCUGAUGAGUGGGAGGUGCCCCGGGAGAAGAUCACGGUGCUCAGAGAGCUGGGUCAGGGCUCCUUCGGCAUGGUGUACGAGGGAAUUGCCAAGGACAUCGUCAAAGGAGACCCGGAGACACGCGUAGCUGUCAAGACGGUCAAUGAAUCAGCCAGCCUGCGGGAGAGGAUCGAGUUCCUCAACGAAGCCUCGGUCAUGAAGGCCUUCAGUUGUCACCACGUGGUACGUUUGUUAGGUGUGGUGUCCAAAGCUCAGCCCACCCUGGUGGUGAUGGAGCUGAUGACCCACGGUGACUUGAAGAGCUACCUGCGGAGUCUCAGGCCGGACUCUGAGAACAACCCAUCAGGCCGUCCACCACCCACACUGAAGGAGAUGAUCCAGAUGGCUGCAGAAAUUGCAGACGGCAUGGCCUACCUCAAUGCCAAGAAGUUUGUCCACAGAGACCUGGCAGCCAGGAACUGCAUGGUGGCAGAGGACUUCACUGUCAAGAUUGGAGACUUUGGUAUGACGCGAGACAUCUAUGAGACUGACUACUACCGUAAAGGAGGGAAGGGCCUGCUUCCUGUCAGGUGGAUGGCUCCUGAGUCUCUGAAGGACGGAGUCUUCACUGCCCACUCUGACUGCUGGUCAUUUGGUGUUGUGCUUUGGGAGAUCAGUACACUAGCAGAGCAGCCUUACCAGGGUUUAUCCAACGAACAGGUUCUAAAGUUUGUAAUGGAUGGAGGAUACCUAGACCGGCCAGACAACUGCCCGGAAAGAAUGCACAACCUAAUGCAGAUGUGCUGGCAGUACAACCCCAAGAUGCGGCCGAUGUUCCACGAGAUCAUUGAUAUGCUGCGGGAGGACCUGCACCCCUCUUUCCAGGAGGUCUCCUUCUUCUACAGUGAGGAGAACAAAGUCCCGGAGACAGAGGAGUUUGACCUGGACCUGGACAACAUGGAAAGCAUCCCUCUGGACCCGUCUUCAUACUCCCAGAGAGAGGAAAGCUUAGGCAGGGACAGCGGGCCCUCGGUGGCCCUCAGGGGGAACUAUGAGGAGCAUGUCCCCUACACACACAUGAACGGUGGCAAGAAAAAUGGACGAAUCUUAUCGUUGCCCAGAUCCAGCCCUUCCUAACAUUUCCUGUUUCCUAAAUGAAUUUGUUUAACCUUCCCUACUCCUUUCCAACCCUUCUUUCUCUUCCAGUCCAUUUUUCUGUAUCCUUCAUGUUCCUCUCAUCAUUUUCUAAUGAUUUUGUUAUUCUUGGAGAAGCCCUUCAAAAAAGACACAGAUCUCAGGACUUUUUAUUUUCUUCCUCAUAGCUGCCAAACACAGGCAAGCAAGGGAUGCAAACAUGGUGUAACACUUUUUUAACUUCCUCCACAACACAUCGGACUCUCUAUUACCAGAUUACCUAUCUAUUGUUUUUCACCAUUGCCACGUUUCCAGGACUCAUCGUGAUGGAAACAGAGAGAGAAAAAAAACUGUGAACACAACAAACCUUAGACAACCAAGAAGGCUGCUUAUGCUCAACCUCCUCAAGACUUGUCCCUCCUUUUCACCCCCACCAAAUCUGCAUUUCCACUUUUCUGUGCUUUGUUUUUUUCUCCAAGUGAAAUCUUUUUACUCAGAUAGUGGCCUUUUUAUAUGUGGCCUAUAAACAAAGAGAAGUGUCUAUCAGCGCUUAUACUAAUUUCCUUUUGAACAAUGACUUAAUCAGUUUGGAACGGUGGGAUGACUUGCAAAGACUUGAUGCUAGAACAAAACAUCUAUUCCUAGAGGAAUGUUUUCUUUUUAUUUGUUUGUUUUUCUUUUUGGUUCUGCAGAAUUCCAAACUACACACAGAUUCAUCGGGUUUUUGGUGAAUAGUUUUAAUUUAUUUACUUUUGUUGGUAUUUUCCCUUCUACUCUCUCUUCCUUUCUCUCUGUUUUAUUUCUGUGUCCUCACUAUAUGGCUGAAGGAUAUUUAAACAGUUAAGAAUUGGACAAAAGAGUUCCUCAGACUGACCAAUAGCUGCUGCUUUGAUAUAUUUUAGUGGGUAUAGAAAUAUAUAAAUAUAUAUAAUAUAUAUAUAGUAUAUAUGGAAUAUUGGUAUUUCUGUACCAAUAUUUUAUAUAUAAUAUAUGACAUACUGAUGUUUUUGUAAAUAGUUCAUAUUUGUAAGAUUAUUCAUCUAAAGCUUUGCUAGUAUUUUGUUUUGCAAGAUUUUUUUCUUUCCUGGGUUUUUUUUUUUUUAAUUUCUUAUUUUUAUAGCCCCGGAAAUCAUACUAAUCUACGAUCAGUGCUCUCUCCAUCUGGAUGGGAAAGGGCAAAGCCCCAAAUUAUUGUCAACUCAUCUAUUUUUUUUUUUUUUUUUUUUAGAUAAACCUCGUCCCCACU